Molecule: messenger RNA, 1216 nt
Organism: Eublepharis macularius
Lineage: Eukaryota; Metazoa; Chordata; Lepidosauria; Squamata; Eublepharidae
Product: endonuclease domain-containing 1 protein-like
Exons: 3
Coding region: 233-1066 (277 amino acids)
Molecular function (GO): nucleic acid binding; metal ion binding; hydrolase activity
Source: RefSeq, a predicted model, not a curated record
GCCUUCCGAAAAGGUCAGCCCUUAAUAAAAGCUUGUCCUUAUGCAAAUGCACUCUUCUGCACCGCUCCGCCCGCUUGGAACCUUGCCUGGUCUCUGUCUCUGCAAGGCAGUUUCCUUGAGGCUCGAACACACAUGAAACUGACUUCUCCUGAAUCAGACCAUCUGUCCCUCAAGGUCAGUGCUGUCUCCUCAGACUGGCAGCAGCUCUUCAGGUUCUCAGCCAUCAGCCUACAUGAUGCUACUGGUUCUGCUCUUCAUCUCUGCGUGCUGGCAUAACACACCGGGGAAUGCAGAGGUGGUAACUUCUUUUGAAGAAACGUGCCCCCAGUUUUUCUUCAAGGAGACCCCCCCAGGAAUUGGACUUGAGCCCACGCACCCUGCACGGAUCUGCCAGCGUUACAAAAACCAAUAUCGUUAUGCCACGUUGUAUAACAAAGACAAACGCAUCCCUGUCUACUCUGCCUAUAUCUACAACCCUGGGACGGCAAAGAGACCAAAUAACUGGAUGGUGGAACCCCAGCUUGUCGAUUUAUCGUUGCAACCUGAAAUGACUUCAGAAGGGGCCUUACUGCAAAAAUCCCGUGCGACGCAGGCUGAGCUUUGGAACAGUCAGGCUAUCUUAAAAGAUUACAAGAACCUGACCAAUUACAACAGGGGCCACUUGAACCCCAACAGCCACCAGCCAGAUCUGGAUGCCAAAAAGUCCACCUUCACCCUGACCAACAUUGUGCCGCAAUUCAUCAAACUCAACGGCGGCACCUGGAAUAACUAUGAGCAACAGACAAUGAUGAGCAACACCCAAGGAUGCAAGGAAACCUUUGCCCUAGUGGGAGCAGUGCCAGGGAAUAACUACAUAGCGAGAGGGAGGGUCAACAAACCCAGCCACCUCUGGUCUGCGGCCUGUUGUUUCAUAGACAACAACCACAUAAGAUCCUGGGCCAUCAUUGCCACAAAUGAUAAGGACGUGGUAGAACAGCUCACUCUGGGGCAGCUGGAAGAGAAACUUGCGGAGCUGUAUAAUCGGAACGGCAUCUCCCUGUUUCACAGUGAUUGUCCCCGGGAAUAGGGCAUUGGCCAUGUCUAUCAAGCAGUACUGCAGCAGCUAAGUGUAUGUUAAACUCAGGCAAUCUCAUUCUAAAAAUGUAUGCUUCAGCAGGGCUUUUUUUCAGCUGGAACGCGGUGGAACGGAGUUCCAGCAUCUCUUGAAAAUUGUCAC